CCUCUCCUAGGUUACAUUUUAAUGUUGGGGGAAAAGGCGUGACGUCACGCCUUACAAAUAACGCGCACACGCGGAGAGGCACGAGCGCUUUAGCAGUAAUUGAUCUUCAUGCCAGUGUGUGACAGUGUGUGACAUGCACUGAUCGAGCUGCAUCAUGGAGGGUUCCGUGAGUUCGCGGCUCAUCAAGGUGUGCGCCGGGGUCGCGAUAGCUUUUACUGCAACCGUCCUGAUGCACGUGCGAGACCCGUCCGACGUGCUGCUGGACAGCGGUUACGGUUACCCCGAGCUGUGGCGGAAAACCGGCCUGGCCGGAGCACCGGCACGCGCUGCGGCGUGCAUCGUGGCGGGCACUCUGCUUCUGGCUGCGGGCUGGCUUUACCGGCUCCUGUUCGCUCCUCUGGAGCUGCUGCGGAGUCCGGACGAUGUGGGAUACGUGGCCGAGGAUGGGCGCUCCCGAGCCCGUGCGGCCAACGAAGUGCGGCGGAGGCGCAAGACCGGGGAACUGCCUCCAGUUUACCCGAACGGUUGGUACCGGAUCCUGGACUCGCACAUGCUGGAGCGGGGAGACGUCAAGAGCGUUACAGUUUUGGGUGAGCAGGUGGCUGUGUUCCGGGGUCAGGAUGGGAAGGUCCAUGUGGUGGAUGCCUACUGCCCCCAUCUAGGGGCCAACCUGGCUGUAGGGGGCCGAGUGGUGGGCAACUGUAUAGAAUGUCCUUUCCAUGGGUGGCAAUUUCGAGGAGAGGAUGGGAAGUGUGUCAGAAUUCCAUAUGCUGAAAAAGUGCCGGAGUUUGCUAAGGUGCGCUGCUGGCUGAGCUGUGAGGUCAAUGAGCAGAUCUUGGUUUGGUUCCACUGUGAUGGAGAGCAACCAAGCUGGACGGUUCCUGAGCAGAAAGAGAUCACCAGUCAGGAGUGGGUUUACCGCGGACGCACGGAGCACUUCAUCAAUGCUCACAUAGAGGAGAUACCAGAGAAUGCUGCAGACAUCGCUCAUCUGGCUCAUCUCCACACACCGGGCAUCGUGAGUGGCGUGGACCUGCGUUACACCAACAGCAAGACCUGGGAGUUCAUCCGCCAUGACUGGAAGGUGGAAUGGAAUCCAGAGCCGGAGCCUAAUAAGCACUGUUCUCAGAUGUUAGUAAAGCACGCCCUCACUGUAUUCGGACGCCACUGGCCUCUCUUGGACGUGAACGUUGUGGCCAGACAGGUCGGUCCAGGUGUAGUGUUCCUGCUGUUUAAUCACAAAUUCCUGGGUCGUGGUGUGAUCUUACACUGUGUGACCCCGGUGGAGCCCCUGCUGCAGUGUGUGUCACACACCAUCUUCUACCAGAGCAACAUUCCUCCGCUGGUGCCAAAAUUCAUCCUGCGAGCAGAGUGUAUUCAGUUUGAGCGGGAUGUAAUGAUCUGGAACAAUAAGAAGUAUAUCUCUAAACCGCUGCUGGUGAAAGAGGACUCGGCCAUCCAGAAACACCGGCGCUGGUACAGUCAGUUCUACAGCGAGAACAGCCCACGUCUGCGCUUCCAACACGACACGCUGGACUUCUGACCAAACACAUGGACUGGACUCAAGAUGUUAUGCAGCUGUUCAAUCAGAGAAUGAGGACAGGAUCCUUGCGACGGUCCUUCCCAGUCCUGAAACACUUUAGCGGAUUAAAUCGUGUAAGAUGAGCCCAUGAUCUUAAAAUAUUCAAACCUUCUACAAUCAGUACAGAAAAUCUCAAAAAACCCAAGAGGAUGCCGUGACGGUAGCAGCUUAUUUCCUUCCGUUUUUAAGGACCGUGCCGUCCUUGUUGAAGUGCCUGAGAGGACCGUGAAUCAUUAAUACAAGUGCUAACUUUCUCUCGCUCUGUGAGAAUCGCUGUAGCUUGACUUUCCUGCAUAUUGCAUUGUAAUCAGGGGAAUUCAACACAUCACAACACAUCGCAGACUCAAGAGCUCUUCCAGCCAAUGCAAGCAAUAACAGCUGACGGGCCAGGAGACUAAACCGAAGCCACAAGACUCGAUCAUUUCUACACUGUGAAUUACGGAGGACGUCCUCUUGGUGUUACUGAAAUACAGGGCUUGAAUUGGUGCAGCAGUCUCUGGAAUUAGCCACAUCGAGCCGCAUUGCUUCAAGUGUGUGUCAGAUUCUAUCACUGUAUGGCAAAGCCUGAAGCCGAUAUCUUUUUCUUAAUUAAUAGGAAACUGCUAUUUAGAAAUAAUAUCAAAGGAGGCGUGGUCUCUGUGCCUGUCUGAAUAAUAUUAUGUAAAAUCGCGGUCAGCUUUAAAAGUAUCUGCGAUAUAUAAUGGGUAAUUAAGCGUGCGUCAUCUUGGCCAUUGUCUCAGAACAGAAGAUGUACAAUGCUUUCUCCUUAAGGAAAUAAUACUUUUUAUCCAUUUAUAGUUAGGUUUUAAUGUUCCGCAAAACAUAGUAUCUCUCACGUUAUAUCGGAAAGUUUUACAUCCCUCUGUCCUUAAGACUGGGUCAGAAAACAGACCUUAAAAGCACUGACACUGGAGACUCCUUCCAGAGAUGCUUCAGAAAACCUAAUGCUAAUGUAUUGCAUUAAUAUAAAUCUGUGAUUUGAUUUGAGGCUGCUACAAAUAAAUUAAAAAUGACCAAUGACCAAUGUACACUGUAGCUACAUGUCAUUCAUCAUUCAGUUCAAACCAAUGCUGAAAUUGAAAGCAAAUAGAAUCCACUAUACAGUUUGUCUCUUCCUAUGUGAGGCUUCUUGAGGUUUCAGUGUGAUAUGUUCUUCAGGUUCAUUGCGAUAUGUUAGAGCAUGCACUAAAAGCGUUUAGCCUUUCAUAAAGCUCGAUAUCUACAGAACUGUUAUCUAAUCACGUUUUUCUUUUUAAAAACUAACAGUGGUGUUUGUCCUUGUGCGCUGCCAGACUACUUCCUGUUGCUCAUUUGCUGUAUUUGCAACAACGAGAGCAGUCUGUUCUGUACAAAUAGAAUAGAACGGCAUAUUCCAGCCCUAAUCUCUGCCCAUUAUUUUUGCAUAUGGCAUAUGGCUGAUUAACUCAAACUAGCAUUUCUGCACUGUUCUCUAAACUAAGAAUAAGUUUUGAAUGGAAAAUAUUCCCACAAACUAUUGCACUAUUAACACCAAAGUUCAGACUUAGAUAAAGUCACAAUAUGAAAUAUUGAAACAUGUUUUAAGGUGGAGCAGCACGGUGGCUUGGUGGUUAGCAAUGCUCACUCUUCACAGCAAGAAGGUCCUGGGUUCUCCCUGUGCCUGCGUGGGUGUACUCUGGUUUUCCUCCCACAGUCCAAAAACAUGUACAGUAGGUUGAUUGGUAAUUCUAAAUUGACCAUAGGAGUGUGUGUGUGUGUGUGUGUGUGUGUGGUUGUCUGUCUAUAUGUGUAGCCCUGUGAUGGACUGGUGACCUGUCUAGGGUGUCCCCCUGCCUUUUGCCCAAUGUGUGCUGGGAUAGGCUCCAGCAGAUCCCCGUGACCCUAAUUAGGAAUAAAGUGGGUAUAGACAAUGGAUGGAUGGAUGUUUUAUGGUAUAAAUGGCUCACAGAAAUCAUUGACAAUCAUUAACUCAUUAAUAUUAAAUCAACUGGCUUUAGACAUAUAAGCUUAUAGAGAUUGCUCUCGGAAGCACCUUUUAUACCACAGUAUGGUUGAAUGCAGGGUUCUGAUUGGUCGCUGGAUAUGGACUCAUUUUCUAGAACAAUUCAAGAUCAAACAUUAAACCAAAAAAAGUGUAAUAUUUUGAUAUGGUUAGUUUUCUGAAAGGAGAUGUUUAUUAGACGUUGAUGGAAGGAGUCUCCAGUACGAGUCGGUACUUUUCCAAUUAUUAAAACUAAUUUCUAGCUGUUAUAAUUAAUACAAUGACAUAAUAUUAGAUGUAAAUAUAAAUGGAUAAAAACAAUUGUUUAUUACUUAAAUAACUGUGGUUAUUAGAAAACAAUCACACAACCAUGUUAUGUAUUUCUUUUUAAUAUAUAUAUAUAUAAUUGUUUUUAAUGUUAGAAUUCUUUAACUGAAUGAUAGUAGGGUUAGUUUUCUUAUUUUAUAGAAUUCCGAUUGCUUUCUGUAUCUAGUCUCCAUUUGAAACUAGAAACAUCUUGGAUCUUAGGCGACUUGUUUUUCUUUCUUUUUUUCCCAUAUUGCUUUAUUAAAACACCGGAUACGUUUCCGGAUGGAGGGAAGAAUCUUAUUUCACAAGUUAAUGACCCUUUAAUAAUGUCUUUCAGCAGCUCUUCUAAAACAAAUCCCUCAUCAUGAAUCCCAGACUGUAAGCAGGUUUGUUUCUCACACUCGUGUCAUCCUCAGCCUGUGUGUCCUAACACUAAGUGGUGUUAAUUAAUAUCUUAUGUUACAACACGAUCAGCCCAUUAUGAUAAGUGCCAUGUGCUGCGCCUGAGCCUGUGAAUACAUUUCAAAUGUCAUCUAACUACACCGAGAGAGAGAGAGAGAGAGAGAGAGAGAGAGGGGUGCAUGAUGGGUUAUUGUCCUGAACAUUAUGUCAGCAUGCAGAUGUUGCCUGAUGAAAUUAGCUUCGUAUCAGAUACAGUGUAUUUGAGGUGCCUACGCUUACACGCAUGACUGCACGGCAUGACUCUCUCUCUCUCUGUCUCUCUCUCUCAACUCUCUCUCUCUCGCUCUUCAUCUAUCUCUCAACUCUCUCUCUCUCGCUCUUCAUCUAUCUCUUGCUAUUUGUGUGCUCUGCGUCUGUGCAGGCAACACAGUGAGCCUGAGAAAUGCACCGCCCGCAGGCACUGUGAUAAAGCGAGUGAAACAGUGUGUUCUUUUUGCCUUGUCAUCUGGAUUGAUUUUUAUAAAUCUAUUUCGUGUCUCUCCGAGAUGAAUCACACAGGUUUCUGUACCAUCUUCUCUAAUCUAUACAUAGCAUAGGAGGGAAGAGACUUUUUACUUUAUUUUUUUCGUUUUUAUUAAAUUGGAUUCAAGUGAGCUUAAAACCU
This is a messenger RNA of Hemibagrus wyckioides, 4917 nucleotides long. Its product is annotated as cholesterol 7-desaturase nvd. Gene Ontology annotation, cellular component: chloroplast. NCBI's taxonomy places the organism in Eukaryota, Metazoa, Chordata, Actinopteri, Siluriformes, Bagridae. Gene Ontology annotation, molecular function: 2 iron, 2 sulfur cluster binding; chlorophyllide a oxygenase activity. The record is from RefSeq and is a predicted model, not a curated record. The coding region runs from base 155 to 1543 and encodes 462 amino acids. Gene Ontology annotation, biological process: cholesterol metabolic process; chlorophyll biosynthetic process. The transcript is spliced from 8 exons.